This is a messenger RNA of Dipodomys ordii (Ord's kangaroo rat), 724 nucleotides long. RefSeq names its product retinoic acid receptor responder (tazarotene induced) 2 (gene Rarres2). Gene Ontology annotation, biological process: inflammatory response; regulation of lipid catabolic process. Lineage: Eukaryota; Metazoa; Chordata; Mammalia; Rodentia; Heteromyidae. Gene Ontology annotation, molecular function: signaling receptor binding. The coding region runs from base 121 to 603 and encodes 160 amino acids. The record is from RefSeq and is a predicted model, not a curated record. The transcript has 6 exons.
GGUUUGGGGCUGCAGGGUUAAGAGCUGCCGGGAAGGGGCUGACAGCCUCACAGCGGUUUCUCUGCAGCAGCAGAGGAGAGGAGACUCCUGAGGCUGGAGGCCAGAGUGACAGGCAAGGCCAUGUGGCAGCUGCUGAUCCCGCUGGCCCUGUGGCUGGGCACAGGAUGGGCCCAGCUCCCCGAGACCCAGCUUUCAGAGACACAGCACAAGAGCCUGCAGGUGGCCCUGGAGGAAUUCCACAAGCACCCCCUUGUACAGUGGGCCUUUCAGAAGACCAGCAUCAACAGCGCCUUGGACAUGCCCUUCCCCGCCGGCACCUUUGUGAAAAUGGAAUUCAACAUCCAGCAGACCAACUGCCACAAGAAGUACUGGAAGGAGGCCCGCUGCAAAGUCCUGCCCAAGGGGAGGAAGCGCAGAUGCCUGGCCUGCAUCAAACUGGGUCCUGACAAUCAUGUUCUGGGACGGAUGGUCCACUGCCCUGUUCAGCCACAAGGGCAUCAGGAGACCCAGAGGCACCACUGCGCCAAGGUGGAACGGGCUGGUGAAGACAGCUUGUACCUCCCCGGACAAUUUGCCUUCCUGAAGUCUGGGGCCUCCAAAUGAGCCCCAAAUUGAAUUGUUCCCCACUGAGGACAGCUGCAUGCCGGAGCGGAUGGCAGGCCCCGCCCACCCAGACUGGAGGCUCCAGCUUCUUCUGGUCUAAUAAACCUGUUCUCAGCACUUA